Messenger RNA from Nestor notabilis (Kea), 2563 nucleotides. It is a transcript of the gene CDH9, whose product is annotated as cadherin 9, type 2 (T1-cadherin). Lineage: Eukaryota; Metazoa; Chordata; Aves; Psittaciformes; Psittacidae. The transcript has 10 exons. Gene Ontology annotation, cellular component: plasma membrane; adherens junction; catenin complex. The record is from RefSeq and is a predicted model, not a curated record. Gene Ontology annotation, molecular function: cadherin binding; calcium ion binding. The annotation marks the transcript as partial. Gene Ontology annotation, biological process: calcium-dependent cell-cell adhesion; homophilic cell-cell adhesion; multicellular organism development.
CUACACACUGACCAAGAUAAAGGAGAUGGAAAUUUGAAAUACAUAUUAACAGGAGAUGGGGCUGGCAGUCUGUUCAUUAUAGAUGAAAAUACAGGAGAUAUUCAUGCUGCAAAGAAACUGGACAGAGAAGAAAAGUCCCUAUAUGUGCUACGUGCCAAGGCUAUAGACAGAAAAACUGGAAGACAAGUGGAGCCAGAGUCCGAAUUUAUCAUUAAAAUCCACGAUAUCAAUGACAAUGAACCAAAAUUCACCAAGGACAUGUACACCGCCAGUGUUCCAGAGAUGUCUAGAGUUGGUACAUCUGUUAUUCAAGUGACAGCCACAGAUGCUGAUGAUGCCAACUAUGGAAACAGUGCCAAAGUGGUAUACAGCAUCCUCCAGGGACAGCCAUACUUCUCAGUGGAUCCAGAAACAGGUAUAAUCAAGACUGCUUUGCCAGACAUGAGCAGAGAAAACAGGGAACAGUAUCAAGUGGUCAUCCAGGCCAAAGACAUGGGAGGCCAGAUGGGAGGACUAUCAGGGACCACAACUGUGAACAUCACGCUGACUGAUGUCAAUGACAAUCCACCUCGCUUCCCCCAGAGUACCUACCAGUUCAGCUCUCCUGAGUCUGCACCACCUGGGACUCAUCUUGGCAGAAUUAAAGCCAAUGACCCUGAUGUGGGUGAAAAUGCAGAGAUUGAGUAUAGCAUCUCCAACGGGGAUGGAUCAGACAUGUUUGAUAUCGUCACUGACAAGGACACACAGGAAGGGAUUAUAACUGUCAAAAAGCAUCUGGAUUUUGAAAGUAAGAUGUUAUAUACCUUAAGAGUGGAAGCCACCAACACUCAUCCUGAUCCUCGUUUUCUUCAGCUGGGGCCAUUUAAGGACACAGCUUUGCUCAAAAUUUCUGUGGAAGACAUAGAUGAACCUCCAGUGUUCAGCAGACCCUGGUAUUUAAUAGAGGUAGAUGAAGAUGCUAAGGAAGGAAGCAUUAUUGGACAAGUUGUAGCCCAAGAUCCGGAUAUAACAAAGAAUGCUAUAAAAUACUCUGUGGAUCGACACACUGACCUUGACAGAGUAUUCAACAUCUAUUCAGGAAAUGGAUCCUUAUUCAUCUCAAAGCCACUUGACCGGGAAGAAACUCCCUGGCACAACAUCUCUGUCAUAGCAACAGAAAUCAAUAAUCCUAAACAAAGUAGCCAGAUACCUGUCUUCAUCCGGAUUUUAGACAUAAAUGAUCAUGCACCAGAAUUUUCCAAAUACUAUGAAACAUUUGUUUGUGAAAAUGCAAAAGCAGGACAGCUAAUACAAACUGUGAGUGCAGUUGACAAAGAUGAGCCUCCUCGAGGACAUAAAUUUUUCUUUGAGUUGGUGCCAGAAUUUGCUGUUCAUCCGAACUUCUCCAUUGUAGACAACAAAGGUAACUGCUCACCAGGAGGAAUUAUGACUAGAAGAAAUGGAUACAGCCGUAGUAAGAUGAGUACCUAUCUCCUCCCAAUCAUAAUAUUUGAUAACGACUACCCAAUCCAGAGCAGCACUAGCACGCUGACCAUUCGAGUAUGUGCUUGCGACAGCUGGGGGAACAUGCAGUCCUGCAACACUGAGGCCUUGCUCCUCCCUGCUGGACUCAGCACAGGGGCACUGGUUGCCAUUCUACUCUGCAUCAUUAUCCUGCUAGUAUUAGUUGUCUUGUUUACAGCUCUCAAGAGACAGAGGAAGAAAGAACCCUUGAUCAUCUCGAAGGAUGAUGUUCGGGACAACAUUGUGACCUACAACGAUGAAGGAGGUGGGGAAGAAGACACCCAGGCUUUUGACAUUGGCACACUGAGAAAUCCAGAGGCGAGGGAAGAAAGUAAGAUGAGAAGAGAUGUUAUCCCAGAAACUAUAUUUCAGAUAAGACGGACUGCGCCUCUUUGGGAAAACAUUGAUGUCCAAGAUUUUAUUCAUAGAAGGUUAAAAGAAAAUGAUUUAGACCCAGCUGCCCCUCCUUAUGAUUCUCUAGCAACAUAUGCCUAUGAAGGAAAUGAUUCCAUAGCAAAUUCACUCAGCUCCCUGGAAUCACUUACUACGGAGGGCAACCAAGACUAUGAUUACCUCAGUGACUGGGGCCCUCGAUUUAAAAAACUAGCAGAUAUGUAUGGUGGAGAGGACAGUGACCGAGACUAAAAAAGUAAUCUGUGACCUGGUCAGUGUUAGUGGAAUUCAUGUCUAUGUCAUUAGAUAAAGUGGCCUACUCUCACUUGGGAAUAAAAAAUUUACAAAAAAAUAGGUGUUGUCUUAGUAAGGGUUUGCUUAAUCAGUAAGUCAACGUGAAUGAAUAUGAAUGAUUUAGAUUUUAAAAAAUCUAUAAUUCAUCCUUUUUGCCUAGGAACCUCUAAUGAAAGGUUUUUAUUGACAAUGAAAAGACAAUGAAAAGGCUUUUUGUGCCUUUAAUAAUGAGAUGGAAACUUAAUUAUUUUUUUUAAUUGCUUUGCAUUACCUUUCCUAAUAGCUGGGACCUUGUGCACCUGCAUUGUAACUUAUUCUCAAAAAUAUACUUUAAAAAUAUUAACAUUACUGCCAUAUUUAUUGAGCUAAAGAA